AUGACCGAACAAAAAGCAAAACGUAUUCGUUCAAUGAAUUGGGAUGAAGAAGAAAGGCAAUUGUUUCGUAGUAUUUUGAGAGACUAUUCCCACAUCAUAGAGGAGAAAUCUUUAAAUGCAAACUCCAAUAAAUCAAAAACAAAAGCAUGGGAAGCAGUUCAUCAAAAGUUCAAUGAAUUAAAUAGCAGACCUAGGGAUUUAAGACAAUUGCAGACCCAAUGGAAACAUAUGAAAAUGAAUGCCCGCAAGGUUUACAGCGAUUAUACUCGAGAGCAGAAAAAGACAGGAGGUGGACAGGGACCCACAAUUCCAGAUGAGAUAGUGAUGGAGAUUAAGGACAUCAUGAAUCCUGCAGAAUUGUUGAGAGAUCAUAAUGUAUAUGAUUCUGAUGGCCCUAUAAUACAAUUAUCAACUUAUGAAGAACCAAGUACUAGUGAAGAAGUGGACACCCAAUUAAAGAUAUUUGAGAAUGAUAUAUUGUCACCAAUGGAGAGUGAAGAAUUUACAGAGGUGGAGAGUGAACAUGUGGAGAUUAAAGAAAUGAAACAGUUUGUUAAUGAAGGGGCAAGCACAUCGAAAGGAAAGGACAUACCGUGCAUCUCCACUCCCAUUAGGAAAAAUUUUAAAAACGUAGAACGCAAAAUUAGUAAGAAGGAUCAAGAAUAUGUGGCAAGUAUGGUUCAAUUGUCAACUGAACUAAAAGAAAAAGAGCACAAUAAAUAUAUGGAGUUUCUAGAAAUUGAACAUAAGAGACGCAUGAGAAUUAUGGCAAGAGAGCAUAGGAUGGUUGAAAAAGAACAUAGCCUCAAAAAAAAAGUUCAGGAGGAAACUUUAAAAAAUAUUUUAUUACAAAGGGAAAAUAUAAAAAAUACUAAUAAACAUAAUGAAUUGUAA
This is a messenger RNA of Diabrotica balteata, 894 nucleotides long. The record is from the annotation of a GenBank genome assembly. Lineage: Eukaryota; Metazoa; Arthropoda; Insecta; Coleoptera; Chrysomelidae.